Pisolithus orientalis is the source of this 977-nucleotide messenger RNA. Its product is annotated as Alpha/Beta hydrolase protein. The transcript is spliced from 3 exons. The coding region runs from base 22 to 900 and encodes 292 amino acids. NCBI's taxonomy places the organism in Eukaryota, Fungi, Basidiomycota, Agaricomycetes, Boletales, Pisolithaceae. The record is from RefSeq and is a predicted model, not a curated record.
CCAGGUUACGUGUCUCUCGUCAUGCCAUCGGAGCAGGCUGCGGACGAAUAUCUCGAUAUACCCUAUGUUACUACGCAGCCGCAGUCUCCGUUCCACAAGUUUGACCUGUAUGUUCCGAAGGAAAUCAGUGCAUGUUUACUGCGCCCACUAAUUUGUUUCGUCCAUGGAGGUGCGUGGAGAAGCGAGGACAAAUCUGAUCACGCCGGUCUCGCUCGCAGGCUUGCCUUUACGACAGGGUACCCAGUUGCACUCCCGAAUUACAGAUUAACACCCCAAAGGCCCACUCCUGAUAACCUCCUUCACCACCCCGAGCAUGCGAAGGAUGUUCUUGGGUUCUUGAACUUCAUAUGCGCUGCAUUUGAUCCUCGAUUAAACAUGGAGAGGGUUCCGGGUCUACCCUACGAGCCUCAUCAGCUGUUCCUUGUCGGCCACAGUUGCGCAGCCCACAUGCUGUGCUCCAUUUUUCUUGACAUGUCCCCCCACUCUCCCAACGCUUCCGACGCAGACCAGCUCUCUCCAUCGAAUGCUGUUUUGGAGAGAACCAGGGCACUUGUCUUGUCAGAAGGAAUUUACGACCUCGAUUCCCUUAUCUCUUCCUUUCCUGCUUACAGAAGUUGGUUUAUCGAAGAUGUUUUUGGGGGACACGACUCUUACGCGGACGUGUCCGUAAUAAAAGCGCCAACUAGAUAUCAUUCCGGGCACAUUAAAUGGCUGAUCAUACAUUCCAAGGGCGAUACGCUGGUUGACGAACAGCAAAGUCAAGCAAUGUACCACCACUUAAGGAGUCAGUCUGUACAAGUAUGCAAGUCAUUCGACGAGCUCAUUGAAGGACACAACGAAAUUCUCAGAGGAGACCAGUACGUAGACGUGUUGCACAGAUUUAUUUCCGUUCUAGAAUAAAUACCGGCAACCGUGCGUAGAUUUAAUUCCAGCAUUCAAUGUAAUGAGGAUCUAAGUCGACUUGCUUAUCGCUUCAA